AUGGAGCAUCCCACUACCCCACAGCAUCAAAAGGAGGAUUUCCGCACUUUUAUCACCAGAGUGAACACUCGAUUUGGUCUCGAGAUCCCCCUCCCUGGAAUUGAGUCCCCUUCGGCUCGAGAGAGAAACACCAGUCUCCCUAGUCAGAUCUACAAACAUAUCCGCCCGCUGUUCUUCAAUAACAAGGUUGACAAGAGAAGUUUAAUUGGCAACCUCGAAGAAUGGGUCCGCGGGAACCUGCCGUUAGCCGGCCAGCUUCAACCCCAGAACCCUGUUUAUCGAACCAACGCAGAUCGCCGAGCCCAACGGCACCAGAGUGAGGAACCCGCGCUCCCACUCUUGCUCACCGGCCCUGAGAAGGAUAUGUGCAUGAACCAUCUGCUGAAGCUCAUGAAUGACGAGGAAUAUCUGUUGGCGAAUGGUCGUGUCGUAAAUAUGAAAAGGUUAGCCGCUAAUUCUUUUGGAGAUGCCAAGGGCUUAUCACCGAAGAAACAAAGGGUUGAUGAUGAUGAAGACGCAAACGAAAAUUAUCAUACCGCACCAAAUUCCCCAGUCAAGGGAUCUGUGUUAGCUCAGUCGCCGUUGGGGAAGAAUGGAGAUGGAGGUUUACAAUUUCCCGAGAUGGUACAGGCGGCCUUUCGAAGACCUCAAAGGAGUUCUGGUGCUGCAAACUUGCCAGUCAAUAGCCAUUCAGCACUUCAGUCUCCUGCGCGGGAGUCGAUAGCAACUAGGUCGCCAGCAGAAGGUCGAGUGCACCUAUCACCCGGAAGGAAUCACGGACCCAUUCAGCCGCCUGAAAAGAACCAAGAGAGUGUCCGUUCAUCGGCGAAGUAUUCGUCGACAUUUCCUCCGCCAACGAAGGUACAACCAGCACAGGGCCAAGGGUUCCACCAAUCGCUCUCUAGGAAAGCGGUCGCUCGAUCACCACCUCAGCCUCAAGGAAAUAUCCCCCCUCCAACAAGGAGCUCGACAAGCACUUCGUCGCCAGCGAAGACUUCAGGCAUUGCCCAAUCACCCGGGAGGAACGUCGUACCUGUCCGAUCUCCAUCCAAAACCCCCAAAUCGGUCAGAUCACCGUCCCAAUCGCCGCUGAAACAGAUGGAUCUUCGAUCAUUUGGGUUUGGCAACAGCCCCGGCAAAGAAGUCUCUCCUAUUCAGGAAGAUGUUGAGUUCAAGAAGCCUACUUUGUUUGAAAAGCUUAGUGCGGCAUCCAAUGAGUCGAAGCGCAAUAAUAUGACUCAGUCAUUCAAUACCAGCUUUCCGACGACCCUCACUUCGUCGGUCUUGACGUCUCGCGAUACUAGCGUUGGGCAAUCAUUUGAUUCAGUCAUGACAGAUAUGACCGAGCCAAUGGAUACCCAAUCAACGUAUGCAGACUCGGUCGUUGGGUACAUGGCUAGCGAGGAGAUGCUAAGAAGCGUGGACGCUGCCACGAUCUCCAUGAUGGUAAAUUGUGACCCCGCUGAAACGGAGUCUUCUCUCAAACAGGAGUUUAUUGGUGAGCUCCUGUCGUACGGGCCCUUUUCCCUAGAAGAAUCCUUCUCGGCGAAAAUUCCAUUGCGAUUCCGAUACGAGUUGGAACGAAUUGGACGUGCUUGGGGAAUCCCCUUCAAGAAAAUCCUCGUCGGUGACCGGGUUACCUUCAACACUCAAGAUGAUUUCUGGUCAUGGGUCAGCGGACUUGGUCGACGUUAUGGCCAUCCGUUGCCAGAGAAAUCGCCACGUCGGGCUUGGGAUGCUGCUGUUGGUGAUUUUAAAUCAGAUAAGCACUCAGAGGUGGUGGUAUUGUCAGGAAACCUGGACUGGUGUGACGAGUCCGAGCCGGGUAUUUUGAAAUUGAAACUCAACCCGCUCAAGCCAGAGCGGACGUGUCGAUUUCACCGACGAUUUGGAUCGGAUAGAUUCCUGACUCUUACUGUUCCAGCCGCGGAUCAACCUCCCACCCAUCAGAAACAACCUUCCUAUCCAUCUGUGCUUCGCGAGAGUAUCGCUUCCUGGCUCACACGGAAUGAUCAUUAUUGCCUCGGACAUGCUUUGCUGGAAUGGCAUAUGCCAAAGACUGCGAAUGCGAACCAAAGCAACUGCAAGCUCUUCCAGCGUAUCUCUCUGGGCUUGUCGAAGACAUUUGCGACCGUUACGCUCAAGCCAGCACAAGUGCUUCGUUUGAGAGACGAUCCAGCCCGGACUGUCAUGAAUGACGGAUGUGCUUUGAUAUCGAGGACUCUUGCGAACCAAAUUUGUGAUCAACUAGGCAUAACCACCGCCACGCCGAGUUGCUUCCAGGGCAGAAUAGCAGGCGCAAAGGGCCUCUGGAUGGUCGAUUGCCACCGAUCUAGUAUUACUACUACGAACGACGAUGACGUCUGGAUUCAGAUCUCAGACUCGCAGUUGAAAAUAUACCCUCAUCCAGAGGAGUGGGUUGGCCCGGUCGACGAUGAAAAGUUAACGUUCGAAGUAGUCAACUGGGCUAAGCCAUUGCACCCCGUUGGCCUUAAUAUCCAGCUUCUUGCAAUUCUAGAACACGGAGGGAAUAUGAAAGAGUAUCUUGCCCAGCUCACGCGUGAUGGUAUGCAGAGUCUUUAUGACGAUUUCCUUGAGGUUCUUCGAUCGAAUAGCCCUGUGGUUUGCCGAGCCCUACUCCAGAAGCUCAGACCCUCCGGUGAAGAUGGAACUGGGAAAUCACGACGAAUGGAGCAGUGGGUAACCAGUAAUGUUGAGUCGAUCAUUCGUUUCUCUGAGGCUGGCUUUGCACCACGCGACUUUUUUCCCCUCCGUUUGAAAAUUCGCCAAUAUCUAACAUGGCUUCUUGAGCGACAUGUCGAGAAGCUCAAGAUCCAGGUCCCUCUCUCAACCUACGCGUACUGCAUUGCCGAUCCAUAUGGGGUUCUCAGACCGGACGAAGUCCACUUUGGCUUCUCUAAUAAUUGGCGGGAUCCGCAGGGCCAGUUUGAAGACAACCUCCUUGAUGGGGUGGAUGUUCUCGUGGGCCGACUUCCAGCCCAUUUACCUUCUGAUAUUCAACGGCGCAAAGCAGUAUGGAAGACUGAACUGCGCCAUUUUAAAGACGUGAUUGUCUUUCCCACCACAGGAAAUUUUCCUCUAGCCGGUAUGCUAUCUGGAGGAGACUACGAUGGUGAUACGCCAUGGAUCUGCUGGGAUCCAAUGAUUGUCGAGAAGUUUCAGGAUUCUCCAAUGCCCGCCUAUGAAUAUCCUGCGGAGCAUUAUGGGCUCACAAAACACUCCGUCCCGAUGGCCUCACUGAAUUCGACAGAAGACUUUUUGGAAAGUGCGUUCGCUUUCAAUCUCAAUCUUUCAAGUCUGGGUCGAUGUACCACUGAGCAUGAGAAACUGGCAUACGAUGAGUCAGUCGACUCUCCGAAAGCGAAAGAGCUGGCAUGUCUCUUGGGUCAUCUUGUGGAUGGUCGGAAAAGCGGAGUUCACCUUUCAGAGCAAGCUUGGAAAGAAUACCGCAAGACCGUCAGCCCUAUGGAACGUGAGCUUCCUGCGCACCGGAACGCAGACCGCAAGUACAACCCGUCGAACAUUGUCGACUUCCUCAAGUUUGAGGUCGCAUGCCGGGAGCUCCGCAGGAUUCUCUCAGGUCUCAACGAGGCAUUCCCCGAGAACGAUAUCCAGAAUCUGCUCGACGAUGACCUUCUUCGUCCAUGGAAUGAAGCCGAAGAAGCAUUGAAGAGCAAUUCUGAACACACUCAAGCAUUAAAAGACACUCUCGCUGGAGUUCGAAGAUCGAUAGACGAACUAUACAAGCAGUGGAAUGUUGGACACUCUGCUGCUACGGGGGACGAAUUCUCUGCCAUAUCACGUCAAGCUGCCGAGAAUGCAGGUGCACUCUCUCCUCCCGACGCGGGCAAACAUCCGCUCAUCCAUACUUGGCAAAACAGCCGCAAUGAAUGGCAACGAUUGAUAGCUUCGUAUGCCUACCGUCGAUGUCCAAAGUCUCGGUUUAUUCUCCAUGCCUUUGGCGAGACAUUGUGUGAAAUCAAGGCCUCUGUUUCGCCAUCCCGCCUUGUCACUAAUGAGGUGCUCGCCUGCUACCGAGUGAAUCAGACAAUGGUGGCACAUCUCACGGCCAAUGAAUUGCCUGGGGAUCAGGUCGGUGAUUUAGAUGAGUUCGAAGAGUAUGAAGACGACGAAGCGAUUGAAGCCAUGCUAUCAUUUUAG
This is a messenger RNA of Penicillium coprophilum, 4182 nucleotides long. Its product is annotated as RNA dependent RNA polymerase. Gene Ontology annotation, cellular component: nuclear RNA-directed RNA polymerase complex. The coding region runs from base 1 to 4182 and encodes 1393 amino acids. The transcript is spliced from 2 exons. Gene Ontology annotation, biological process: siRNA processing. NCBI's taxonomy places the organism in Eukaryota, Fungi, Ascomycota, Eurotiomycetes, Eurotiales, Aspergillaceae. The record is from RefSeq and is a predicted model, not a curated record. Gene Ontology annotation, molecular function: RNA-directed RNA polymerase activity.